This is a messenger RNA of Carassius carassius (crucian carp), 1784 nucleotides long. RefSeq names its product P-selectin glycoprotein ligand 1-like. The transcript has 2 exons. The record is from RefSeq and is a predicted model, not a curated record. Lineage: Eukaryota; Metazoa; Chordata; Actinopteri; Cypriniformes; Cyprinidae. The coding region runs from base 149 to 1039 and encodes 296 amino acids. Gene Ontology annotation, cellular component: plasma membrane. Gene Ontology annotation, biological process: leukocyte tethering or rolling; hemopoiesis.
CCUCGGCUUUAGCCUGACACUUAAAUGAGGUUUGACUUCCUGUAUUUCUUGCAGCGAGUUGGUUUUGCGACAUUGCAUUGGAAGUGUGUGAAGGGGCCUAACGUUCCAUUUGAACUGCAGAUCUACACCCAGUCAACGGUAGAAACGGAUGAUGGCGAUGGUGACUAACCGACUUGGGUGUUUACCAGUUCUUGUUUUGCUUCUGACUUUGAGCAGUUUGGUCACGUCUAGAUUUCUUCGGACCAAAAGACAAAUUGAUUUCAACGAGACCUUGAUAAACAACAACGAAACACACAGUACACCCACCGUAGCUCGAGCAGAGAAUGCAACAAGCACCACUGUGGAAACUUCAAAGGCUUUGAGUACAUUACAGACAGAAACUGUAAUGCCUGAUUUAAAUAUCUCCGCAACUACAGAUUACCACCAUGAUCCAGAUUUCAACCACACCCAACAAACCUACACUGCAGAAACCGAGAACCUAACAGUCCACCGGUCAACAAAUGACAAGAGUGCUUUUCACACCCAACCUUCCACAAUAAAUGGUACUGGACACAUUUCACAUGCAGGAAGUUCUGCCCCCACAUUUCCUGCGUCGCUGGACCCUGGUAAGGUAACAAAGCAGCACACGACAGCAGCAGUGAUGACAGGAUUGUCCACAGAUAGCUCUACCAUCAUUAACAAAUCAACCACAGCAACGACCCACUCAUGUUCAACUGCCUCUUCCCAAGGGGGUAGACUUGUGAGUCGUUGCCUCAUCGCCAUUGCCUCGAUGGCUGCGUUGACCACCAUCUUUAUCAUUAGUACCAUCAGCCUGGCUACCAGACUCUCUGUAUACAGAUACAAGUAUAAGGCGCAUCUUCUCCAGGAAACUGAGAUGGUCUGCAUUUCUGCCCUGAUGAACGAUACCGAUCACCCGGUUCCGAAGCCAAGACAUCCCAAAAGUAACGGAGCGUUGAUCCCCAAUGCUGAGGAUGGAGAUCCUGACGGAGAUAAUCUCACUCUAAACAGCUUUCUUCCUGAUACUGAGGGCCCUCUUUAGAAGUUUAUACCUGGAUGCACUGAGAAACAGGGUGCAACAUGGGAUUUUUUUGCUCUCAAACAUUAAAUGACCCAAACCCAGCUGUAGAAUGGGUUGCACUGUCGGUAAAAUCCUCAGUUUAUCUGAGGUACAGGUUUAUCAAUUUUCUGACUCAAUGAAGUUCUUAGCAAUUGCUUUUAAAACAACCAUUUUAUGAUUUGCUGUGCGAUAAUCCACAUCUUUUAUUUAAUCAGUGGAACAUUUAAUUGUUUUUGUAAGUGUAAAAAGGUUUGAAUGUUAUAUUUAAUUUCUUUAAAAUAUUGUGCUGUGUUCUCUGAGGAGCUCAGGAGUUAGUAGGGCUUGGCAGAAUGUAUGCUGAAUAUAGUCUGUGGUUCAGCUAGCGCUGUGUAAUUUACUCGAACGGAGUGAUGUUGGAGAUUAUCACAGUCUGAAUAUAACAUGCUAGCAUUGCAAAUGGACAUAAAAUACAUGCUUUGACAUUUACCCAGAAAAAAUUUAGCUUUUACACAGAAAUGACACUUUUUUUUUUUUUUUUUUGACAUUUAGUUUAUUUGUACAUGUAGUGUUUUUGUAGGUUUUUUUCUGCUAUAUAAGUCAUUUAAUUUCAAUGUAAAUUCUAUUUGUAGGUAACUUAAGUAUGAAUGUGUUCAAGUUGAUGAAUGUUGAAAAAGUCAUUGUGCAGUAAUAACCCAUUGUUACCCAAACUAAUUUUAUAAAUUUUAAAUAAAUAAUUUAAUUGAAAUGA